AGGAAUUCAUUUCUCUAUGUUAAAGGUUAAAGCUGAGUGUAAUAUAAAUAAUAAAUAUUGGAUUGUUGAGAAUAAUUAAGUUACACGAUGUCUCUAGCUGAUGAAUUAUUAGCAGAUCUAGAAGAAAAUGAUGAACAGUAUGAGGAAAUUGAUCCAGAUGUGGAAAUGAAUGAAGCUGAAAUUGAUGAAAAACCUGACAUCAAGGAAAUAGAAAAGUUUGAACUAGACUGUACACAAAUAAAAUCAGUUCGUGAAUUAUGUACCUUGAGAGAUUCAGUCAGACUUCUUAAAGUGAUAAAAGAAAUUGAAGAUUAUCAAAUUAAACCCAGAAAAAACAGUGAUGUAAUAGGUCCGGUAGAGGCAGAUCCAGAGUACCAGCUUAUUGUAGAAGCUAAUAAUGUAGCUGCAGAAAUUGACAAUGAAAUAAAUACUAUUCAUAAGUUUGUGAGAGAUAAAUAUCAAAAAAGAUUCCCAGAGUUAGAUUCCCUUGUUGUAAGCCCCUUGGAAUAUGUACGAACUGUUAAAGAAUUAGGCAAUGACCUAGACCAAGCAAAAAAUAAUGAGAUAUUACUUCAGUUUUUAACCCAAGCUACAAUAAUGGUAGUAUCAGUAACAGCUUCUACCACACAAGGAACUCUUUUGAGUGAUUUUGAGAAAAAACAAAUUGAUGAAGCUUGUGACAUGGCCAUUGAAUUAAAUAACAUAAAACUGAAAAUAUAUGAGUAUGUUGAAAGUAGAAUGGCCUUUAUUGCUCCAAAUAUGUCAACUAUUCUUGGAGCUUCUAUUGCAGCUAAAAUUAUGGGAAUAGCUGGAGGUUUGACUAAGUUAUCGAACAUACCUGCUUGUAAUAUUCUUUUGUUAGGCCAACAAAAAAAAACAUUAUCUGGAUUUUCUCAAACAAAUAUGUUACCACAUACUGGAUUCGUUUAUUUUACUGAUAUCGUUCAAAAUACUCCACCAGAUCUUAGAAGGAAGGCUGCCACUUUAGUGUCAAACAAAUGUGCAUUAGCUGCAAGAGUUGAUGCUGCUCAUGGGUAUCCUGAUGGAAAUGUUGGAAGACAAUUGAGGGAUGAAAUUGAACGUAAAUUGGACAAACUUUUAGAACCUCCUCCAGUUAAAUUCAUCAAGCCUCUUCCAAAGCCAAUAGACCAAUCUAAAAAAAAGAGAGGAGGAAAGAGAGUGAGGAAAAUGAAAGAAAGAUACGCAAUGACAGAAUUCAGAAAACAUGCCAAUCGAAUGAACUUUGCAGAUAUAGAAGAUGAUGCAUAUCAAGAAGAUUUGGGAUAUUCAAGAGGAAGCAUUGGCAAAACUGGCACAGGACGAAUCAGAUUACCACAAAUCGAUGAAAAGACUAAGGUGAGAAUUUCCAAAACCCUCCAAAAAAAUCUACAAAAACAGCAAAUCUGGGGCGGAAAUACAACAGUAAAGAAACAAAUUUCUGGUACUGCUUCCAGUGUUGCUUUCACACCUUUACAAGGUCUAGAAAUUGUCAAUCCUCAAGCUGCAGAGGUUAAAGUGAAUGAAGCAAAUGCUAAAUACUUUUCAAACACUUCAGGUUUUUUGAAAUUAGAAAAGAAUUGAGUUUUGUAAGUCAUAUAUGUACAUAUAAGCUAGCUUUUAGAGCAUGUUUAUUUAUUUUUUUGUAAAUAAAUACUGCAAAUAAGUCAUGAGUAUUCAUUAAAUUGAUAUUUUGAAGUUA
Harmonia axyridis is the source of this 1699-nucleotide messenger RNA. RefSeq names its product U4/U6 small nuclear ribonucleoprotein Prp31 (gene Prp31). Gene Ontology annotation, cellular component: U4/U6 x U5 tri-snRNP complex; U4 snRNP; precatalytic spliceosome. The record is from RefSeq and is a predicted model, not a curated record. Gene Ontology annotation, biological process: mRNA splicing, via spliceosome; spliceosomal tri-snRNP complex assembly. NCBI's taxonomy places the organism in Eukaryota, Metazoa, Arthropoda, Insecta, Coleoptera, Coccinellidae. The transcript has a single exon. The coding region runs from base 88 to 1581 and encodes 497 amino acids.